Molecule: messenger RNA, 4754 nt
Organism: Haliotis rufescens (red abalone)
Lineage: Eukaryota; Metazoa; Mollusca; Gastropoda; Lepetellida; Haliotidae
Exons: 14
Coding region: 1615-4608 (997 amino acids)
Cellular component (GO): nucleus; cytoplasm
Molecular function (GO): protein binding
Source: RefSeq, a predicted model, not a curated record
CAGUUCAUGAAUUAUAACCUCUCGUCUUCACUUUUCUACAAUGUUGAGUUACAUAUCGUUAGGGAAAUCAAGACAAACACAAUCGUAACAACAGUCAAUUGAGCCAUUGUCUGACACAACAAGUCCUGUUAUGAUAUUCAUAAUUCUACUAUCGCCUGGGUCGUGUCGGUAGUCACAUCUAAACGUGGCAUGUCCAGGGCAAAGUCAUUGUCUCUUCGUCUGUCUAUUGUUGUCCAUUACUAUAUAUGUGUUCACAUGUAAACUGUUAGUCUGUCUAUUGUUGUCCGGGCGGUCGGUUAGCCUAGUGGUUAAAGCGUUCGCUCGUCACGCCGAAGACCCGGGUUCGAAUCCCGACAUGGGUACAAUGUGUGAAGCCCAUUUCUGGUGUCCCCCGCCGUGAUAUUGCUGGAAUAUUGCUAAAUGCGGCGUAAAACCAUACUCACUCACUCACUCACUAUUGUUGUCCAUUAAUAUAUAUGUGUUCACAUGUAAACUGUUAGUCCGUCACGUCAACGCCAGAGAUUAUUUCUGAAUAAAAUUCAGUUAGAGAAAAAGACAAGACAAUGAAGAAGUGUAUAUGAAUGGAAAUCACUGUGAAUCAUUGAUUACAAGAAGUCAUUUUCAUACUUACACUACGUGGAAAUUUAUGGGUUUUUGUUGUUGUGUUGAAAGACUCGUAUUUGUGUUGUGGAUAUAUAACUAUUAAAAGAAGAAAAGGUUGAACUUCUACAGUCAUACUGUUCUCUACAGCAUUAGUUGAUCAUACCAAAAUCAUAUGACGGGUUUGUCAGCUAAGCUGAGUUUAGGCAUGGUGUACCCUUUUCUAGCUUUUGUUACUAGCAUUUCUUUGUAACUCCAUCAACAGAACUGAAAGUUGAACCUAUUCAAUGUCUGCCACCAGACACUUCAUACUGUCAUACUGGAGACGUGUCAAUGUAAUUUCCAACUUGUUCACAACCAGGAUAUUGGUACAUGUUGAUCAGGCUACCUCCCCUACAAAAGGUAUGGAGGUUAUAUACCGUGGCACUGUGACAGUGCUAUGUGUUGCUAUAGAGUGGCAGGAGUUACCUCCCCUACAUAAGGCAUGGAGGUUAUAUACAGUGGCAGUGUAACAGUGUAGUGUGUUGCUGUAGACUGACAUGAGUUACCUCCCCUACAUAAUGUAUGGAGGUAAUAUACCAUGGCAGUGUAACAGUGUGGUGUGUUGCUGUAGACUGACAUGAGUUAACUCCACUGAGUAAGGCAUGUAGCUUUCAUACAGUGACAGUGUAACAGUGUAGUGUGUAGUGCUGUAGAGUGACAUGAGUUACCUCCCCUGUGUGAGGCAUGUCGUGCACAGUAUCCCAGCAGGUGGCAGUGUAACUGUGUUUUGUGUUGCUGGAAAGACAGGAGUUAUCUUCCCUUUGUGAGGGGGGUGCACAGUGUCAAAUUAUGUUGAUAUAAAAAGACACUCCAGUCGAAGUGACAUCUUUUGGUUCUAUUUAGUGUUAUAACUGUGUAUAACUGACUGUGAAAUAAGUACAUUGUUUUCUUCCUUUUAGACCAAAUGCAGUCAAGGCUCUGACGACCUCAAUUCACCAAGCAAACAGUUGGCAAAUAUACAUUUAUCAGUUUAUGAGGAGUACUCAGACAAAGAAGAAGAGAAACACUGUCAGGGAGAUGGCGGAGUCAUCAACACCCGAGGAGAUGCUGUCCUCUGAUGAAUCAUCAGGUGAACUCCGGGCAGACAUCCCUGAUCAUAACCUCAUUCUAUAUGUAACUGAGGCACGUGUUCUGAGAGUCGAGUUCACAAACUGCCAGUCAUGGCCUCAUGAGACAUCCUGGACCUGUACUCCCACUCAAAACCUAUCUCUUAAUAAAGAGUUCUGUCCACAGUUGGGAAAGUUGAAGGAAAGAUGGGAGUCUCGCGGUGAGCAUCUGACCAGCAUUCACAGCGGAAGUUUGAUAUUUGUCUUCGGACAUGACACGGAGUUUAAAGCAAUUCAGAUGGUGGCUAGACAUUUGGAAAUAAAAAAAGCCAUUUUGCUAUUUCUUCACGAGAUCGGCUCACAAGUGGAAGACAUCAAUAUGAAACCUGUCGUACAGAAGGCAAAGAGAACAGCAAGGAGGACAGCAAAGGGAACAGCAAAGAGAACAGCAAGGAGGACGACAAAGGGAACAGCAAAGAGAACAGCAAGGAGGACAACAAAGGGAACAGCAAAGAGAACAGCAAGGAGGAGAGCAAAGAGACAGAGACAGCAGAAAGAGUCUGGUCCAAUCAAUACUGGAUUGGAUGGACAUAGCACCGCAAUACUUUCCAAUGCAUCCGGCAUACAAAACGUCCAGGAAAUGCAUCAAGGGAAUAUACAUAUCAGUGGAGACGUUUUCUACGUCAACUGUGUAGGUGGCACACAUGAAACAAGCUGGCACUGCAAUCCUGCGCCCAACAGACAAGUCCCCAGGGAGUCAAUUCGCCGCUUUAGCAGAAGGAUCAGAGAGUUGUUUCGUGCUAGACUAACGAGGUUGGCUCGGGGAUGUCUGAUAUUUUCUUUCGCAUAUACGACCAGUGAGGAUGCAAUUGACAUGAUUGUUAAACACAGGAAGGUCAAGAAGGUCUUCCUUGACUUCAUGCAGGAGCUGGACCCAUCAAUUGAGGACAUCAGAAUAGAGGUGGUGUUGCGGGAGUUGAGUGUGUCUGAGGAGCAGACAACACAGAUAACAGGAAAGCAGAAAAAAACAGGCAAAUCAGGGAUUAUGGCGUCAACGACUGAAGAAGAUGGCGCUUUCGAAGCAAAUUUCCCAGAUAAUAAACUUACGCUGUACUUGGCACAAGACGGAGGACAUGUGCUGAGGGUUACUUUCCAUGACACCUCCUCGUGGUGUCAUGAAAUAACCUGGAUCUGUACACUUAUACCCGGCAAAUACUCCCCCUAUUUCAACUCAGAAUUCCCGAAACAGUUAUCUGCGUUGAAGGAGCAGUUUGCAACUCAUGGACGCCUGGCCAGCAUACAGAUCGACCAGUGGAUGUUUGUCUUCGGACAUGAUACAGAGGAUACAGCCAGUGAUAUGCUGCGUGGAUAUCCAAGUCUUAAAAAAAUAAUUUUGAAGUUUCUCCAUGACAUUGAUGCACAUGUGACAGAUAUCACGAUGAAGUCACAAGUAAAGAAAGUAGAUGCAGCAGCAGUAAAGAGAGACCAAGGCCUAGAAACAGCGCCUGGAGGUACGACUGAUCAUGACAUACCAUGCACAGACAAACAUGAUGUCGAUGAUGACGCCUCUCACUCACAUCCCCAGAAGAAGGAAGGUAGUACAACGUAUACUGGAAUGACUGGCAACAGCAGGGCAGAACAUUCCUUUGCAGCCGGGCAAGCUAAUAUAGGUAACACGAAUAUUAACAUCACGCUUUAUCUCGGUGAAUCCUCUGGAAAAGCUGCCUGCAGAACUAGCUGGAAAACCACAAAUGAUAUUCCUCAAAUGACCUUCAUUGACUUUGAAAGUUUAGCGACUCUACUGGAGAAAAUGUUUAAUGCCUUCUUGGUACUUGUUCGAAGCGGAUGUAUGGUGUUUUGUUUUGAACAUGAGUCCAAGGAGGAUGCUACAAAUAUGAUUAUAAGGCACGCGGAGGUCAAGGAGGUCAUCCUCCACUUCUUGCAGGAACUGGACCCAUCAAUACAGGACAUCAGAAUGAAGGUAGAGUUUCGAGAGCUGUGUCAGCCAGAGGAGCAAACAGCAGAUACAUCAGAAACACGGCCUAGAGGGAUGGCGGAUCCUGAACAUAAGGAUGAGCAGGGCACAUCUCCCUCACAUCCGCAACAGAAGGACGAAACAUCUCACCUACAUAUCCAGGAAACGGGCGACAAUAGAUCUUCUCUCGCCCAUUCCCCACAGAAAAAGAAAAAAUACGAGGACACCUGCCUCCCACAUCCCCAGAAGACAGAAGAAGAUAAAACGUCUCUGCAACAGACGGACGAGGACACCUCUCACCUACAACCCCAGGAGGUGUACGUAAAGGAAAAGUUCAAAUAUCAACCCAUCGGGAUAGAGAAAGACCGCUACCUCUUCUUCGCCAGCGAGGCCGGGAACCUGGAGGAGGUGAAGCGGCUCCUGACUACACUAGGGGUCAACGUCAACUAUAGAGGAGAGGGGAGCAGAACACCGGUGAUGGCGGCAGUAGUGAGGGGACACAGAGACGUGGUGAAGCUCCUGGUGAAUAAAGGGGCCGAUGUGUCACUGGUGGACAAGGACGGUAACAACAUCCUUCACUACGCCUGUAUGGAAGGAGAUGUGGAGACGGUGAAGUGUGUGCUGUCUCGGAACAUGGUAGACAUCAACAGUAGAGGACAGAGGAGCAGGACACCGGUGAUGUUGGCAGCAGGAUGGGGAAACGGAGAGUUGGUGGAACUCCUGGUGAAUGAAGGGGCUGAUGUGUCACUGGUGGACGAUGAAGGUUACAACAUCCUUCACCUCGCCUGUAUGAUAGGACACUUGGAGACGCCGGAGUUUGUGCUGUCUCAGAACGUGGUGGACAUCGACGCCAGGGACAAGCGGGGGCAGACGGCGGCCGACAUCGCGAGACGCAAGGGACAUCACCGACUAUUGGAUCUGCUGGUGUCCCGCGGCGCUCAGUGACGUCAGUGUCGUGUUUGUUUAGACGGUGGAGGUGGACAUGUUGUUACAGACAGUGACGUGGUGUGUCGUGCACGUCGUCGUGUUAUAUAUUCCCGGAUUAAGUGAGAAUGUUUGUUGCGUUUGAGGAGAAAUAAAACUUGUUGAAA